Daucus carota subsp. sativus is the source of this 1486-nucleotide messenger RNA. Its product is annotated as trihelix transcription factor GT-1. The transcript is spliced from 5 exons. The coding region runs from base 121 to 1242 and encodes 373 amino acids. The record is from RefSeq and is a predicted model, not a curated record. NCBI's taxonomy places the organism in Eukaryota, Viridiplantae, Streptophyta, Magnoliopsida, Apiales, Apiaceae.
AACAAAGAGCAUAUGUCAGAGCAAUAAAAACAAGUUGAGAGUCUCGAGUGUUCAUCUUCUUCAACCUCAACAAACAAAAGCUUUGAAUUCAGCUGAAUCACUCAAGAAAACCCAUCAAAAAUGCUUUACGAAAAGGCCCCUCAACCCCAACCAAUCGAUUUCUACAAAGACGAAUCACAAACCCCCAAUUCGAUCCUGAUUGAACACCCAUCCUCCACCGUCUUGAACCACCACCAGCCCAUGAUUCUCGGUGACAGCAGCGGCGGCGAUGAAGACAACCCAAAAGCCCCAAAGAGAAGGGCCGAAACAUGGGUCCAAGAAGAGACUCGGGCUUUGAUUAGCUUUCGAAGAGAGACUGAUGCUCUGUUCAAUACAUCAAAGUCUAAUAAGCAUUUGUGGGACCAGAUUUCAGCUAAGAUGAGGGAGAAAGGGUUUGAUAGAUCACCAACUAUGUGCACUGAUAAGUGGAGGAAUUUGCUGAAGGAGUUCAAGAAGUCUAAGCAUCAGAGUAAUGCUAAGAUGUGUUGUUAUAAGGAAAUUGAGGAGAUUAUUAGGAAUAGAAGUAAUAAGUCUACUCCUGAUUUUUUUAAGGCCGAUUCUCCCAAAGUUGAUACCUUUAUGCAAUUCUCCGAUAAGGGUAUUUGUACGGAUGAUACAUCUGCUAUAACAUAUGGGCCUGUGGAAGCUAAGGGUAGUGCGCCACUUAACUUGGAAAGGCAAUUGGAUCAUGAUGGACAUCCUCUUGCUAUCACAGCUGAUACUAUUGCUGCUAAUGGAAUUUCUCCAUGGGACUGGAGAGGAACUCCUGAAAAUGGCGGGCAGAGAAAUUUAUAUGAAGGGAGAGUUAUUGCUGUCAAGUUGGGGGACUAUACAAAGAGAAUCGGCAUUGAUGCUUCUGCAGAUUCCAUUAAAGAUGCAAUUAAAUCUGCUUUUAGGUUGAGAACAAAGCGUGCCUUUUGGCUGGAAGAUGAAAAUAAUGUUGUGCGGAGCCUUGAUAGGGAUAUGCCUUUGGGAAACUAUGUUCUUCAUGUUGAUGAAGGAGUGACAGUAAAAUUAUGCUUGUAUGAGGAGCCGGAUAGUCUGCCUGUUCAUACAGAGGAUAAGACCUUCUACACCGAAGAUGAUUUUCGUGACUACCUGUCACGGAGGGGCUGGACAUGCCUGAGGGAGUACGAGGGUUUCAGGAGUGCUGAUAAUAUGGAUGAUCUUUGCCCUGGUGCAAUCUACCGAGGUGUUAACUAGGGUCGAAUGAAUACCUAUUUAGAUUUUUGUUUCGUGAACCCUUGCAAAAAUGAAUUGCAUUCUGACAAUUCGAGAAUGGUAUUAACUAUUAACUUUGUAAGUUCAGGUGGCCGUGUAUAUUGGCAUCUAAUUGUCUGAUGGAGUCUGUCUUGCGAUAUAUUUGAAUGUUGUCUAUAAAUGGUCUUUGUUGCAAUGUAUUAAUAAAUUUACUUGUUUUGUCUAUAUAUAACAAACUUGUUGAUUA